Messenger RNA from Cucumis melo (muskmelon), 912 nucleotides. RefSeq lists its product as uncharacterized. Lineage: Eukaryota; Viridiplantae; Streptophyta; Magnoliopsida; Cucurbitales; Cucurbitaceae. Gene Ontology annotation, molecular function: nucleic acid binding. The coding region runs from base 1 to 912 and encodes 303 amino acids. The record is from RefSeq and is a predicted model, not a curated record. Gene Ontology annotation, biological process: DNA integration. The transcript is spliced from 7 exons.
AUGGCCGGAUUGGAUGAAGGUUGCUAUCGUGGCAGUGUUUUGCCAUGGUUGGAUUGGGUACAGUGGGCGUCUAGGCACAUGAUAGGAAAUUCCUUGUCUUUUGCUGAGUUAAAGGAAUGCAGUGUUGGAUAUGUGACUUUUGGUGAUGGAGUUAAAGGUACAGUUGUUAGGAAAGGAAAUAUUGACAGGUUUGGAGCUCUUGUUCUUAGCAACCUGCAGAAAGAACAAGACAAAGAUGUUCGUCGAAUUAGAAGUGAUCAUGGUAAAGAGUUUGAGAACUCAGCGUUUAAUGAGUUCUUUCAAUAUGAAGGCAUUUUCCAUGAAUUUUCAACCCCCCUGACUCCCCAGCAGAAUGGAGUUGUAGAAAGGAAAAACCAUACUUUGCAACAAAUGGCAUACUAUGGAAAGGUCGUAAACCAAAUGUUAAAUACUUUCAUGUUUUCGGAAGUAUGUGCAAUAUUCUUAACGACGGAGAAUUUCACAGCAAGUGGAAUUCUAAAUCAGAUGAAGCAAAUAAUUCCUUAUAUGAAUCCUUUUGCAACUUCAAACGAAUUUGUUAGUUUUGACUAUGCUUCCUUAGAAACAGAUUCUAGAGUUGAUCCUACAGUUUCAUCAGCAUUACAUGAAUCUAUUAAAGAUGAUUCCACUGUUUCAGAAGUUAUUAACUCCAAAAACAACGAUAUAGAUACUGCCUUGAAAGAUGAUCAAUGGAUUACUGCUAUGCAAAAAGAAGUUCUUCAAUUUGAAUGUAAUAAGGUUUGGGAAUUAAUUCCAAAAACUGCUCAUGCCAAUGUCAUCGAUACUAAAAGAAUUUUCAAGAACAAGAUCGAUGAGAAAGGUUGUGUUACCAAAAAUAAAGCUCGUCUUGUUACUCAAGGGUUUUCUCAUAUUGAAAUGGUGGGAUUUUUGUGA